AUGCGUCUUAUAAAUGUAAACACCUACGCCCUCUCCGAAUUCCUUGAAAGCGAUGUCCCACCCUACGCCAUCCUCUCCCACACCUGGGGCCAAGACGAAGUCUCCUACCAAGACAUGCAAAAACUCAAGCUCGCCAGAAAGAAAAAGGGCUUCUCGAAAAUCGCCUGGGCAUGUCUCGAAGCCUCCUUGGCAGCGAUCCAAUGGGCUUGGGUCGACACGUGCUGUAUCGACAAGACCAGCAGUGCCGAGCUGCAGGAGGCGAUCAAUUCGAUGUAUAGGUGGUAUGCUGAGGCGCAGGUGUGUUAUGCUUAUCUUGGCGAUAUCUCGAGGAUGGAUUGGAUGGUGAAUCGAUUUCGUGCAUUACAUGCGAGCAAAUGGUUCACCCGUGGCUGGACGCUCCAGGAACUAAUUGCACCCCAAGACGUGCGCUUCUACGGCGAGGACUGGUUCAUGCUAUUCGAGGGCUCUCAUGAGGUCGCCUUGCUGUCUAGCAUCACGAAGGUGGACGUGGCGGUUCUGAGGCACGAGAUAAGAUUGAGCAGCAUCAGUAUUGCGAAACGGAUGUCCUGGGCUGCUUAUCGGCGGACUUCGAGAACGGAGGAUAUGGCUUAUUGUUUGUUGGGUUUGUUCGAGGUCAGUAUUCCCAUGCUGUACGGAGAAGGCAAGAGAAGCUUUCGUCGUUUACAGGAAGAGAUUAUCCGAACAUCAAAUGAUCAUUCUAUAUUUGCGUGGGGUCUCAACCUCGACCGGAGCACUAGCGACCUUCUGGCUUCCUCUCCGGCUGAUUUCCGAGGAGGUCAUGACAUCGUCUCGUGGGGCAGACCCGGCCAGCAUGAGAUGACCAAUCGCGGUCUUAGAAUCAAUUUGCCUGUAUUGCAGCAGGAGACACCAGCUGUACCUGUACCAUGGAGCGCUGAGUACGAAGAACAGUAG
Recurvomyces mirabilis is the source of this 933-nucleotide messenger RNA. RefSeq lists its product as uncharacterized. The transcript has a single exon. The record is from RefSeq and is a predicted model, not a curated record. Bases 1 to 933 code for a protein of 310 amino acids. NCBI's taxonomy places the organism in Eukaryota, Fungi, Ascomycota, Dothideomycetes, Mycosphaerellales, Teratosphaeriaceae.